AUGAGGAGUUUUGUUUCCCGACAUGGGUCGUGUUUUGUUGAUUUUUUGCAUGUGUACAAGUACAGUCUCAUGCGGCAGUACGUUUUCGUGCCGAUUGGUGUGAUAGUGAUGUGGCUGAUACUUUACGGGGUGAAUAAGUUGAUCAAGGAUGUGAUUGGAGUGGUUUUCCCUGCAUCAGUUGCGGUGAUGUUGUUUAAUUUCGGGUCUCUUUGUGUUUUCAGCUGGAUCAACGAGGAAUAUGCGCAGAAAUACAUUGGGAUCAUCGAUAUUCCGUUGAGUUGGGCGUUGAGAUGGAUGAACUUGUUUUUCACGCCAGCGUUUGUGACGUUGCCGUUGAGUCCCUGGAUUUCUUUUAGGGAAGCGAUGUUGAUUGCGACGGCGUUUGUGUGUUUCUACUUGAUCACGGGGUUCUGCUUGGCGUACACGACGAUCUUUUGCCAGAAGGCGUUGGGGCUGUUCACGAAGUACCAGCCACUGAGCAGCAACAAGGAGGCGGACGAGGAGGAGAAACCCGUGGAGUUGAGUGCCUUGGAUUCGACUACUUUGGGGUACAGUUCCGGUGAGGAAGAAGAGGAAUCCGAUGCGUACGAUAGCGACGAUGACAUGCACAGUUUUGCCGAUAUUUUUUCCGAGCACCACCACGACGAGGACUUCCAGUUGCGGAACGUGGCCACGAACAGCGGGUUCCCCUUGGGCAGGCAUCAAAGUAGGCACCAUUCGCGUACGGUUAUUUCGGUAGCGGACGAUUCGUCGGCUCUGGAAGCCGGUUUCCUUGACCAUACCAGCACAACAAAGAAGACCCAGGCAUCGCAAGAGCUAGAAGAAUAUCUGGACGAUGAGGACGAUCUCAUGACGUACCCUCUGCAUGAUCAGGGCCAGGGCCAGGGCCACACUAACCCUGCUGCAUCAAUGCCCCAGGAGCCACUGCCCGCCCUCUCGAUGCCUCGUUCCAGCUGGGGCUCAAGAGGAAUCGGAAGUGCCCAUCACAGGCACCCAGAUCACACGGGCCCCCAUGAGGCGAACUGCGAGCGUGCCAUCACAAGGCAAAUGUCACGGUCCAUCGAGCACAAGUUCAUGAUCAACAUGUGGCACGACCAUCUCCACCACAUAUUGUACGGCAUCGGCUUUUUCGCUACCAUCUUCACAUACUACUUCUCGUGGUACCUCAUGCCGUUCCAAUUGUUCACCGCCGUAUGCAUGUUCUUCAUCAUCACAGACGCACCUCUAGUGCCAAACCCUAAAUACAAAAAGUACUUGCACCCAACGCUCUGCUCUGUCGCGUUGUUCUGGCUCGUAGAACUCAUCUCAUCUCUCAUCAAGCAUCGCCACAUAAAGUACUUCCUCUCGGACUUGCGCAAGUACAAAGUGGGCACCACGUAUUUGAACUUAUUCACUAAUACACACACAUCCGGAGACCACAAGAACUGGCCUGGUGCCGGUGACGUUAUCACUUCCUGCAUGGAUGUCUCCAUCGUCGCCCUAUCCAUGCCUAUGUACACCUACAGAAGAGACUUGAAAAGGCACUUCGCAGCUCUAAUGCCACCAAUCCUAGCCCUCUGCGCUGUCACUCUCAUGUUGAACCCAUACAUAUGCUACAAAAUCGGCAUUAGUCCCUACAAUUCCAUCGGUUUCAUAGGCAGAAGCAUCACCUUGGCCUUGGGUAUCCCCACCAUCGAGAACUUCGAUGGCUCUGUCACCGUCAUGGCUGUUAUCACCGUCGUAAGCGGUAUCGCAGGUGCCAUCUUCGGAGGUCCCAUGCUAGACUUCUUCAGAGUCCCCAAGGACGACUUCAUCACAAGAGGAUUGACACUCGGAUGCAAUUGCGGGGCAAUUGCAACAAGUUACCUUCUAACCGUAGACAGAAGAGCUGCUGCUAUAAGUUCCUUAUCCUUCGUUGUCUACGGUGCUCUCAUGGUCAUCCUAAGCUCUAUAGGCCCAAUCCAAGACUUCAUCCACAACAUCGUCUCCCUAUAG
This is a messenger RNA of Kluyveromyces marxianus DMKU3-1042, 1974 nucleotides long. Its product is annotated as LrgB family protein. NCBI's taxonomy places the organism in Eukaryota, Fungi, Ascomycota, Saccharomycetes, Saccharomycetales, Saccharomycetaceae. The record is from RefSeq and is a predicted model, not a curated record. The coding region runs from base 1 to 1974 and encodes 657 amino acids. The transcript has a single exon.